This is a messenger RNA of Plasmopara halstedii, 453 nucleotides long. RefSeq names its product FOG: Transposon-encoded proteins with TYA, reverse transcriptase, integrase domains in various combinations. The transcript has a single exon. The record is from RefSeq and is a predicted model, not a curated record. Bases 1 to 453 code for a protein of 150 amino acids. Lineage: Eukaryota; Oomycota; Peronosporomycetes; Peronosporales; Peronosporaceae.
AUGAAGCAUUAUUACGACAAGGACAGACUUGUCCAAGACUUCAAGAUUGGCGGCAUGGUGCUACUAGACGGAAAGAAUUUUGAUAUCCAUCACAAGGGGUACGCACAGUCGAAGAAGUUAGCUCCGAGGUUCAUUGGACCUUUUCCGGUCCAGAAGAAGGUAUCUCAAGACUCGUAUGAGUUGGGAUUAUCAGAGAACCUAAAGUUGCAUCCAGUUUUCCAUACUUCACUGUUGAAACCGUACCGCAAAGAUCUAAAGCGCAGGCAGCAGGUGAACAAAGUUGUGUUAGCCGACGGAACUGAAGGGCAACUGGUCGAAGCCGCGAUAAACCACCGCAAGUACAAGGGCAAACCGCAGUACAAGAAUUGGUGGUUAGGCGAGACCAAAAAAGAGGCCACGUUGGAAACUGUUGAGAAGCUGAAACAGAUCCCUGGUCUCAUCGACCUCAAUUGA